CCUCAAACAAUAUAUUAGUUUUGGAAUUUUGAUUCUUUGAGGAAUUUGGCGGAUGUAUUGCGCUUUGUGGUCUAAAGAACGUGUGAUCGAUCAGAUAUACAAUAACACUCUCAUUGUCCACCGUUGACCAUCCAUCAAUUUAAUAUGGGAUCUUCACUAAUGAGGAGAAUACUGAUCGCGCGUCAAGUAGCCACAGAUGAUGCGAAGCCAUCGUGUGCGACGGCUGCCAAUGGAGAAGACUAUAACCUCAACCUCCACAUUGCCGCUGUGUUCAUCAUCCUCUUCGUGUCAUCAACAGCUUGCGCUUUCCCUCUCAUCGUGGUUAAAGCACCCCGCCUCCGCAUCCCACCCACCUUCCUCUUUAUCGUGCGUCAUUUUGGAACGGGUGUCCUAAUCGCUACUGCGUUCGUGCAUUUGUUGCCUACGGCGUUUAUUUCUCUCACUGAUCCCUGCCUGCCCGAUUUCUGGAAUAAGGAUUAUCCUGCUAUGGCGGGGGCGUUGGCUCUUGCUGCAGUGUUCUUGAUUGCUGUAGUAGAGAUGGUGUUUAGUCCGGGGAAGAAUGGGUGUGCAAUGCCGGUGGGGAUGAUGGAAGAGAGUGUCGGGAAUGAGAAUGCGAAAGAGGGUGCUAGUGUCGGGAAUCAGGAAAGAGAAAGGCGAUCAGAACAGGGAAUCAUACACGGCCGAAAUAAUAGCACAGGAAGGGAGCUUCAAAGAAUUACGAAAAGCAGCGCAGCUUUCGAUGCAGGGGAGCGCCAUACACUCCCUCAAACUAAAGGGGAGUCUAAGCAGUAUAUGGCUUCAUCAUCUGGGAAUGGGACAGCACUCACGCUAAUCGAGAUGCAAAAACACAAGAACACUCUAAUGCAGUGUUUGCUGUUGGAGAUGGGGAUUCUGUUUCAUAGUGUGUUUAUUGGGAUGGCGCUCAGUGUUGCUGUUGGAAAUGAUUUUAUCGUGCUUUUGAUUGCAAUUACUUUCCAUCAAACAUUCGAAGGUCUCGCACUUGGGUCAAGAAUUGCGGUCUUAAGCUGGAGAAGACAUGCUCUCCAACCUUGGCUCAUGGCGCUCGCCUACGGCUGCACGACGCCAAUAGGCCAAGCCGUAGGUCUAGCAACACGCACCCUCUACGCACCCGGCUCACAAGUCGGCCUCCUUAUGGUCGGGAUUAUGAAUGCUAUUUCAUCUGGGUUGUUGACGUUUACGAGUUUGGUGGAUUUGAUGAGCGAGGAUUUCUUGAGUGAUGAGAGUUGGACGGUUUUGAGGGGGAGGAGGAGGGUUUGGGCUUGUUUGUUGGUUUUUGCGGGCGCAUUUGGGAUGAGUUUGAUUGGCGCUUGGGCUUGAGGUGAUGUAGAUGUAAAAAUGGGAGGGUGAAAAUAAUCAAUGGAAUCGGAAUGUAGAUCCAACAAACGUGCAUACAAUAGAUUCUAUUUUCUUCUCCUUGGUGGCG
Molecule: messenger RNA, 1444 nt
Organism: Pseudogymnoascus destructans
Lineage: Eukaryota; Fungi; Ascomycota; Leotiomycetes; Thelebolales; Thelebolaceae
Exons: 5
Coding region: 145-1338 (397 amino acids)
Biological process (GO): zinc ion transmembrane transport
Cellular component (GO): plasma membrane
Molecular function (GO): zinc ion transmembrane transporter activity
Source: RefSeq, a predicted model, not a curated record